AUGACUUACAAGGCAGCUGGUGAGGAUGUUGUGUCGGGGGGAGAUUACGUGAAAUUGGAGGAGUGUCAGGCGGAGGCGUCAUCAUCGUCGGGUUGUUGUGGCGGUGGUGUCGUUGCCGGUGGCCGAGGUUGUUGGUGGUCUUGGUGGUGGUGGGCAAAGCUGGUGUUGGUAGUGCUGUUUGUUGCCGUGUUGGGUGCGGCUUUCUUCAAGUGGGUUGGGCCUUUCUUCAUGGAUAAGGAAAUCAUCCCCAUUAUAAUUUGGGAAAGGAAGACUUUCAGCACAACAAUGCUGGCACUCAUCGUAUUUGGCUCUCUUGCAAUAUUCCCCUCCCUUCUUAUACCUUCUACACCGUCCAUGUGGAUUGCUGGGAUGACUUUUGGAUAUGGUUAUGGAUUUCUGCUUACUAUUGGGGCCGUGGCUAUUGGCGUCACUAUUCCAUAUUUCAUUGGUUCACUUUUCUGUCAUAGAAUUCAUGCAUGGUUGGAAAGGUAUCCAAAGAAAGCUUCUAUUAUACGACUGGCCGGUGAGGGAAAUUGGUUCAGUCAAUUUCGUGCCGUUACUUUGAUUAGGAUUUCUCCUUUCCCUUAUAUUGUGUAUAACUAUUGCGCUAUGGCUACGGACGUGAAGUAUGGCCCUUAUCUGUUGGGAACUAUAUUAGGAAUGAUCCCAGAAAUCUUUGUUGCACUUUACACUGGCGUCCUCAUCAAGACUUUAGCCAAUGCUUCACAUGACCGGCACUCACUAUCAGCUCUUCAGAUUAUUUUCAAUGUCAUAGGCUUUUGCAUUACUGUGGUCACCACAGUAAUCGUCACUCUAUAUGCGAAAAAACGUCUCAAAGAACUCCAGAUGCAAGAGGACCUAUUGUUGCACUGA
Messenger RNA from Striga hermonthica, 873 nucleotides. NCBI's taxonomy places the organism in Eukaryota, Viridiplantae, Streptophyta, Magnoliopsida, Lamiales, Orobanchaceae. The record is from the annotation of a GenBank genome assembly.